AUAGGAUCAAUUUUGGAUUUUUCAUUCAAUGUUUCGAAAAAUAUGAACGCGCUGCUUAGACCAAAUUGAAGUUUAUUCAACAUCGAUAGUUGCGCUGAUAGAGUUGUCAGUUGAUUUGUUUGCUCGGGAAUCAGAGUUGAGCUCGCGUGUAUAGUAUUUAUAGUGCCUUUUCGUCAUACAAACUAGAGAAAACAAGAGCUGCGUCAGCACCUGUCAGCAUCAGUUUUACAAAUAUUUAAUUAUUUUUGUCUUGAAAACUCAAUAAAUUGAUUAAAUAAGGUAUAACUGCCUAGCAAUGCCGGAAAAACCAGUGAAAGCUGAACCCAAGCGGGAUGAGGUUGAAUUAGAAACGCAAAUGAUUAUGCGUAUGCCCUUGGAACCAGCCAGAAUACUGCGAGAAGCUAUCCAAACUGGAGCGAACAAUCUGAAGGAUAGGCUUACUAUUCGGCUCGACAAUGACCUUCGCUACGGGGAAGUUCGACUUGAUCAUUGGCUGCUACACGCUAAGGUUGUAGAUUUACCGACUAUCGUGGAAAGUUUGAAAACGAUCGACAACAAAAAUUUCUACAAAACAGCUGAUUUAUGCCAACUGAUGAUCUGUAAGGAGGAGCCUGAUCAACCUUCAGCAGAAGAAGAAUCCCCAAAUAAGAACAAAAAGAAGGAUCCUAACAAGGUCGACAAGAAGUUCCUGUGGCCACAUGGCAUAACACCACCAUGUAAAAACGUCCGCAAACGCCGGUUCCGGAAAACCCUGAAGAAAAAGUAUGUGGAAGCUCCGGAAAUCGAGAAAGAAGUGAAGCGGUUGCUUCGAGUAGACAAUGAAGCAGUCAACGUAAAGUGGGAACUCAUUACUGAGGAUGAGGAUCCGAACAAAUCAAUAUCGGAUUCGAAACACGAUGGUAAUGCUCCCAAUAAAAGUCCCACCAAGGGUAACAAGAAAAGCCACGCCAACAAGGAUGUUGGUGAACACGAUAUUUUUGGUGAGGAGGUGUCAGAUUCGGACGAGGAUGAAAAUCCGAUUAAUAAAAACAUCGAUAUCGACGAGAGCAGCCGACUCUCGGCCGAGGCGGAAGAUAGUCGACUGUCCGAUUCUAGCUCUUAUAUGGGAACGCAAUCCUCGGAUCGCAAUGCUGUCACCGAGUUCAGCAAGGGUAUGUUCAGCAACAUCAGCGCAAGUGGUGGUUCACGCUCGCGGAAGAACGAUUCGCUACUGGGAUCAAAAUAUGAAGACAACUCUCGUUUAGAUUCGGACAAUGAAUCGACCGAUUUUAUGGCGUCAUCGAAAGAUUCGCUGAGUAACCGAAUGUAUGAACUGCGUCGCCAGUUGAGUGACUUGAAAUCGCAAAGAAUUCAGAAGGAACAGGAAAUUCGAACAAUCGAAAAUCAAACGCUGCGCCAGCGCUUGCAGGAUAAUUUGGACAGUUUGUUGAGUCAAAUUGUAGAAAAAGAAAUGGAGAUUCAAUAUUUGGAACAGCAGUAGAUUGAAAUAUAAACAAUUAAAUAAUCGAUUUGAGAUAUUGAAAAAUAAAUACAAGCUGCAUAUCAGUUUAAA
Messenger RNA from Armigeres subalbatus, 1552 nucleotides. RefSeq names its product transcription initiation factor TFIID subunit 7-like. The record is from RefSeq and is a predicted model, not a curated record. NCBI's taxonomy places the organism in Eukaryota, Metazoa, Arthropoda, Insecta, Diptera, Culicidae. Gene Ontology annotation, biological process: RNA polymerase II preinitiation complex assembly; transcription initiation at RNA polymerase II promoter. Gene Ontology annotation, cellular component: transcription factor TFIID complex. Gene Ontology annotation, molecular function: RNA polymerase II general transcription initiation factor activity. The transcript is spliced from 5 exons. The coding region runs from base 296 to 1480 and encodes 394 amino acids.